Messenger RNA from Esox lucius (northern pike), 3879 nucleotides. RefSeq names its product SUMO specific peptidase 2 (gene senp2). Bases 264 to 2084 code for a protein of 606 amino acids. Gene Ontology annotation, cellular component: nucleus. Gene Ontology annotation, molecular function: deSUMOylase activity. The record is from RefSeq and is a predicted model, not a curated record. The transcript has 16 exons. Gene Ontology annotation, biological process: protein desumoylation. NCBI's taxonomy places the organism in Eukaryota, Metazoa, Chordata, Actinopteri, Esociformes, Esocidae.
AACGUUCAGUAGGAGGAGCCAGUUCCAGAUGCAACUUUUGCCCCCUACGGCUGACGUUGUUCACGUUUGUGUAUAUUGACGAUGACGUACCUCGUUUCAACAUACUAGCUAAAAGCUAGCUGUCUUAACUUAGCUGACAAAAAGUGAGGUACUGUAAUGGUGGUGUGGCGCAUGCAGUAGUUUCGUUCCAACGCAGUUUGUACCCGCAGAUAGUCCUGGCCCGUACGUACGAGGACGUUUCCAUUAUCUCGUAUCUGUCUGUGAUGUACGGAUGGUUAGUUGACGGACUAUCGUCGCUCUUCGAGCCUGUAAAAGGGCAUAAACCUUUCGGUUGGCCUGGUUUGAACGUUACCGGACAGGUACCCACACUAGCGUGGGAGGCAAAUUUGCAAAGGCAGGAGCCCAACGCCAGGCCAGCCAAAAGGAACUACCAAAGCAUUCAUGCAUCAGAAACCCUUAGCCAGAGUGAGCCAGUCGAGAUCAAGAGACGGAGAACAGACAUAGUUGUUAACUUUGUGAAGAAGACCGUGUCAGGGGUGGUAGGACUACUCCGACUGAGGAACCCCUUGUCUCCUACCAAGAGGAGCCACAGAUCGAACACAGCCAGCCAGGCACAGCCUGCAGCCUUGAUGGGAAUAGAUGAACUCCACACCUCAUGGAUGAGUAGCUCUGAUUGGAGGAUGGAGAAGCCAACUGUCGGGGGACAGAGUGAACGGGAGAGGCGGGGACUGAGUCUCAUUCAGGGAUCCUCUCCUCCUCUGAUGAGGAAACACACUGGCUCAUUGCUAUGCCCGGGAAACUUAGAUAAAGCGAGAGACCGAGACAAGUCCCAAAGACGUAGUCUCCAGUGCCUGCCCAAUCGGCCUGCCCUGGGGGUAGGGACAGGACCUCCCAGCUCAGACCCACCCCCACUCGGCCCCAACCGCAGUCACAGACAGUUCCUGGCCGUGGAAGAGGCUCUGAAGGAGAGCGAUAAGGAGCAUUACAGACGUUUACUCCAGAUGGUGUCUGACAAGUACAGCAAGAGUCAACCGCUGCCAUUCACCCGCACCAAGCCCCAGGGGGCAGUGCUCACACAGGAUGGACAUAGGACGGCCGUUCUGGGGAGAACCUGUGACUCUGUGACCCAGAGGGCGGGACCUCUCAGAGCCAACCCCAAUGUGUUUAUGUGGAGAGAUGUACCCACAACCAAGCAAGCCAGAGAUCGCAGGGGAGAUUUGUGUCUCAGUAAGCCUCUCAGUGCAGCUGCUGACCCUCAACCUGCCACCAAUGCACUGCGGAAGCAGCCGGAGGUGGAUCUCUGUGCUGAGGUGGCGGCGAGACUCAACCUGGUGGAUAGAGAUACCUCAACACAGACCUACGCCCAGCCUGAACCACGGCACAAUGAAGAGCUUCUAAGACUCACCAAGGAGAUGGCUGUGGAGGUGAGUCGUGCCCUCUCUCAGAAGGAUCCUAACCUAGUCCUGAGCUCCGCCUUCAAACUACGCAUCACACAGAGAGACCUGGCCACUCUGCAGGAGGGUAGUUGGCUCAAUGACGAGGUAAUGAAUUUCUACCUAUCCCUUGUGAUGGCCCGUAGCACUAGUGCUGGGCGAGGGCUGAAGGUCUACUCCUUCAGCACCUUCUUCUUCCCUAAACUCCACGGGGGAGGAGGUGCAGGAGGGCAUGCUGCUGUGAAGCGGUGGACCAAAGCUGUGGACAUCUUCCAGUACGACAUCAUCCUGGUUCCGCUGCACCUGGGAGUCCAUUGGUCUCUGGCUGUGGUAGACUUUAAUUCUAGGACAGUGAGGUCCUAUGACUCCAUGGGACAGAGACAUGAUGACAUCUGCAGCCUCUUACUUAUGUACCUGAGGGAGGAACACCAGGCCAAGAAGGACAAAGAUCUGGAUAUGUCCAAGUGGACAGUGAGCAGCUUAAGGGCCAGCGAGAUCCCUCAGCAGAAAAAUGGGAGUGACUGCGGAGUGUUUGCCUGUAAAUAUGCGGACUACAUCGCCCAGGAAAGGCCUCUCAACUUCCGACAGUGUCACAUGCCCCUGUUCAGGAAGCUAAUGAUCUGGGAGAUUCUCAACCAGAAGCUGUUGUAAGACAACACAAAAAGGAAUAACUGCUACGUAACUGCGUUUAAAAAAAAUAAAAUAAAAGAACAUGGUGACAAAAGCGCUAAACAGGAACGACUACUACACAGCCUUGGAACUACAACAGGAAGGACGACUACAGUGAAGAUCUAAGAAGCAAUAAACAAAUGACUUAAAGGACCAAAGCUAGGGACCACAUCACCUGUUAUCUGUGGGGAGAGGUGCAGUCUAAAUGGUGUUCUCCAGGGAAGGGGAGCUACACGUGAGCGUUUUGGAAUUGAUUGUGAAUAUGACUGAGUAUUCACUGCAACCUGAAGUGCCUUGGACUCGAGUGGAUCUGUCUGUCAUACUUAUGUUAAACACCAGAUGGGGAAUCCGUUUAUAUCUAGAAAAAUCCCCAUUGUUUUGCUCACGUAGAUGCUUAUUUAAAACCUUAGAACAAGCUUUGUUAAACCGGAGAGUGUUCUGUAAAUGUAUAUGUCUAUGUAAUAGGUACUUUAUUUUUUACUGGUUAUAUAACAGGUAUAUUGUUGCGAUUUAUGGAAUGUCUUAAUUGGUGGUUGAACCAUUGUGAGCGUGCUUGUGUUUGUGUGUGUGUGACACGUAUAGAUAUUAUUUGACCUACACCUUUUUGUGUGCAUCGCUGAAUUUGACUGUUAACAUGGGCUCAACUGGAGCAGAGUUGUGGAGUGCUUCAUCUCAAGCAGAGCAAGACGCCCUCUUAAUCCCUAGUCACCAACCACAGACAUGGACAAAUUAUUUAAAACCGUAAUGUUAUACAAUGUUAUUUAUUUGAUUUAGCCCGUUUUUUUUAUAUGGUAUGUACAUGGUUGAAGAAACACUGUAUUUCUCUCUCUGUUUAGGUGGUAUACCUUAAGUGCAGGAAGGUAAGGUCUUUGUCAGUACCAAUGGUCACAGCUCCAUUGAGUUUUGUGUUUUCCUUAGAAGGGAAAUGAGGGGGAAAAUGUCAGAUCUGUCUGUAUAGCGCUAGCUUGGGCCUUUAUUCGGUAUGGCUACAUGUUUCCUGUCUCAAACCGUGGUCAAUGUGUAGUGAGUGACCUUGGUUCAGAAGUGCAGAAACCCGCUCUGCAACUUGAGCACCAGUAAGUGCACUCUUUGGAUAACACUCAUAAAGAUCUGAUGCCUUGCUGUAAUGACAAUUCCAAAUCAAUCAUCACUUAAAGAAUGUGCUUGUCUAGGAAUCUAGUUCAUUCAAAGCUGAAUCUGUAUUGCAUAGUAAUAACAGACCUAAGGGUCAACUUGUGCAUAAGCACAGAGCACGGCGAGUAAUUUCUAAGUUUUUUUGUAAUGUCUGAGGAAUCUUUAUUGUGCCUGUCAUCAGUGUUUGAGGGUAUUCCAAAUUGACAUUUCUUUAAAAUAUGCUAUUGGCAUUGGGAGGAAGUAACAAUCAGUUUACUUAAUUUGUCGGGAUACUCAGUUUUAAUCUUUGAGAAAUUUGGUCAAAAUAAAUGCAUCCAAUUUGCUCUCUCCAAUCCAGAAAAAUAGCAGUAAACCCCUGUGUUGGUUAUAUCUUAUUAAAUUGUGCAUAUUUCUUUUGGUAAUAUUCAUAAAGCCAUGUUGACAAAAUACGUUUUAUUUAUAUCAUUAAAUAUUGACCCUGCUGAGUUUAUAUGGUGUCUCAAUUGAAUGAGUCAAUGGCAUUUGUCUUAUUUCUUGAUCCACAAAAGUCAGAGGUUACACAUUUUCAAAUUGGAUUAGAUUGUCAAUCAGUUAUGUUAAAAAUGUAUUAAGUUACAAUUUGGUCCAUGUUAUCUGUACAUACUAUUAAAUGCCCAUGCAGUUA